Messenger RNA from Bombyx mandarina (wild silkworm), 3017 nucleotides. Its product is annotated as ATP-binding cassette subfamily G member 4. Gene Ontology annotation, cellular component: plasma membrane. Gene Ontology annotation, molecular function: ATP binding; ATP hydrolysis activity; ABC-type transporter activity. Lineage: Eukaryota; Metazoa; Arthropoda; Insecta; Lepidoptera; Bombycidae. The record is from RefSeq and is a predicted model, not a curated record. Gene Ontology annotation, biological process: transmembrane transport.
CCAGCACGAGCGCGUCUGGGCGUUACGCAACUGACGCGAUCGCGGACGAUUCUUUGUUUACAACAGUAUCCUUUGUGCAUCGUUUUACGAGUGAUGGAAUAUCUAAAUUUAUAAGUGAAAUUAAAAAAAAUGGCAAGCGAAAAUUCAGAUUCCCAAGAAACGAACUCGACAUCGCUCGUUGAGGAUUCCCUAAAUAUUUCCUUUAAGAAUUUAGGAUAUACGGUGCGAAAUGGACUCCUGAGUCGAGCUCGCAAAACUAUAUUAGACGGUCUGUCUGGAUCAUUCAAUGCUGGUGAGCUCACAGUUAUAAUGGGACACUCCGGAGCGGGAAAGAGCACACUCUUAGACAUACUUGCAGGCUAUACGAAGCCCACAAGUGGGAGCAUAUACGAAAACGGUCGUAUACGAAACGAGAGAAUGUUUCGGCGGAAAUCCUGCUACAUAUUUCAAGAUGAUAAACUUAUUGAAACGCUCACUAUUAAGGAAUCACUUACGAUAGCAGCGGAACUGAAACUUGGAAAUCAUAUCAGUGCGAGUCAAAAACGACAACGCGUAGAACAAAUAAUAAUGUCUCUUGGGCUGUACGCAGUGGAGAAUACUAAAGCCGGGAACCUAUCAGGUGGACAAAAAAAAAGACUAACAAUAGGUCUGGAACUAGUCAGCGAUCCGCCCGUUAUGUUCCUCGAUGAACCAACAAGUGGACUAGAUAUUUCGGUAGCAAAAAAAUUAGUCAAUUUACUUCACCUGUUAGCACGGCAAGGACGAACGAUGGUGAUAACUAUGCACCAACCUUCACUCAGUCUACUUCAAAUGGUGGACAGGCUAUACGCAGUCGUUGCAGGAAAGUGUGCUUAUAUGGGCUCCGUGCCUCUGCUACUGCCAUAUUUAAACCAAUUGAACCUACCAGACUUAAGGUGCUUGUCAUAUCAUGACCCUGUUGAAUAUUUAAUAGAAAUCAGUGGGACCUAUGAAGAAAAAUUAGUAGAAAAGUCUAAAAAUGGAAGUAACAAUUGUUGGGUUACUGAAGCGACUGAUAGUCCAAUUCUAGAAAGACCGAAACUACUUAGAAUUACUUCAACAAAUGAGGAAAUUAGUUUAACACUAUUAACAGCUCCCAAAGAGAAUUCGACAAAUAAAAUUAUUUUGGCUCUGAAAAGCACAUACUCUACCUCGUUUUGGAAACAAUUCAUCACAUUGACAAGAAGAUCUGUAUUAAGUACGUGGCGAGAACCUUCAUUUACGUUAACAUUCAUAAGCAUUCACGGAUUCAUGGCAUUGUUUAUUGGCAUCCUAUUCAAGAAUGUUGGCGAAGACGUCGAAAAAGUCAGAGAUAAUUACAACUUUCUGUACUUCAGUCUGAUGUUCCUUAUGUUCAACGCAUUUAGUGCCGUCUCAAUCAGAUUUCCGGAACAAAUCCCCGUUACCCGAAGAGAACAUUUCAACCGUUGGUAUACUACAGGCGCUUUCUACGCGUCAACUUUACUCUCUACGCUACCUAUACAGACCGUGUGCACCCUUCUAUACUCGAUUCUCGUAUAUUGGAUGACAGGACAAUCACCGAAUUUAAUUCGAUUUACAAUAUUCAUUUUCACUUUGCUGUUAGUCUCAUACGUAUCACUAUGUAUGGGUCUCCUUAAUGGAUCAAUAUUUAACGUAAAGAAUGGAGUUAUAUUUGGUCCGCUAAUGAUUAUGCCGUUCACUAUAUUCUCCGGGUUCUUCUUGCGUUACCGCGAUGCGCCGUAUUUCUUCCGCUGGAUGUUUCAAAUAUCAUUCUUGAAACACGGACUCGUUGGACUCGUGCUCUCCGUCUUCGGUAUGGGCCGGUCUAACUUCAGCUGCCCAAAAAUAUUCUGUUACUACACUUACCCUACGCAGUUAUUAAUAGACAACCACAUGGACAAAGAAGAAUUUACAUUAGCGAUUGGAGCACUUUUCGCUAUAAGUUUCGCAUUGAUUGCGACUUCUUUCGUGAUCCUCAAAAUUAGACUGAAGAGUAAAUGGUGAUGUGAUAAAUGAACAAAUUAAUUAAGUUUUAGCAAAAAUGCUUUACAGGGUAAAGUUUUUUUUUAAAGGACGUUUUUGUAAGUCAACUGAAUAACGCCAGUUAAUAAAGAUACUCAAUAGUACUAUUGUAUACCAAAUAAUGUUACAAGAUCUUAUUUUUCAUCACAUAUUUAGGUUUAUAUAAUAAUAAAACAUCAUCAAUAUCACUCAGAUUAUAGAUUACUGAUAUAUUUUGAUAAUUAUAAUGAAAAUUGAGGAUUACUCCCGUCCGCGCGUAGGAGGAAUAGCACCUGGACUACCAACGAAUAGGAAGAGAGAAAAAAAAGAAGAUUACUUCAAUUUUUGUUUUGAUAUUGAAACCGCUACGUAUGGAUAAUUAGUAGCAGUGUUUAUACAUACUUAGCGUAUUUUAUAUUAAUUUGUCUUUACAGCAGAUUUGACAUAGUUUGGUGAAUCAUUCUGGAUUUUUAAGUCAUAUCGUAUCAUAUAAAUUCAUUACUACAUUAGUCAAGUGCCGUAAGAGUUUAAAAAUUAAAACAUUUGAACUCCGAUAGAUUUUUGUAAAUGAUAAUAGAAUUAUUGCAGAAGAUGAAAAUUACAUUUGUUGGUUAUUCAUUGACUUUUUGUUUUAGAUAGUUGGCUGUUUGUUUUUGACAUAGAGUAUAAGUGUGGUAAAUGAAUUGUAAUAUAAUUAUUAUGUUUAGAUAAAUUUUUAGAGAGAUAUUUGCGGGUCAGGGUUUAUAGAAAUGUCGCUGGAGCUUCGUUAAACUUUACUUAUUUUAUUAUAGUAUAAUAAACUACAAACCCAAAGCAUUACAGCAAAAUUGAUCUAUAACUACUUUGAAUCAAAUUCGAAAAAUAAAGAUGUUGUCGUGGCCUGGAGGUUAAGGCGCCCGGCGCAUUCGUAUCGAUCGUCUGGUGGUGACGGUGUUCGUAUCUCGCAAGCAGUUAGAAAAAUUUCAAAUGAAAUAAAUACUUGACAUAUAUAUUGUUUUAUAGCUUAGACGGGUGGA